ACUCGAAACGAAGAUAUACAUUUAUUAAAUGUAUUUACGAUGAAUUGAGUGGAAAUCCUGAAGCGCAACGUUAUGAUAAAUUGCACACUUCUUUUUAUGAAGUUGCAUCAAUGGCAUCAAAAACUGAAGAAAGUUGUAUGACUGUGAUGACAGUUUUAGAUAAGCUGAAGGAGAAGUUGAGUCUGAAUGUGUCAAGUAGUGAAAGUGGUCAAACAUCUCAUCACACACCGGGUGCAGUGACAAUAUCUAAUGAAGUUAUUAAUGGGACAUCAAAGGAAUGUAUUAAGGUGCUUAGUCCUUUAGUAGCUCGAAGUAAAGGGCGACCAGUGUCAAAACGAAAGGAAUCUAAAACAGACCAAGUGAUUAGGAAAUUGAAAACAAGAAAGAGACAGGAAGGGAACAAAACUAGCAAAAAAAAAGGAAAAGGAAAACAGAAUUCUCAAGUGGCACAAGAAAUUGAAGUCAAUGCAAGUGAAAUUGGUUUGCCUACUUUAAGUACUCCACAAGAAGAUCAUGAAAUGGGAACACAAGAGAGAAGGAAUGUUCAGUGUCAUCAGAGUCAAGGUUCUAGUGAUGGAUAUAUGAUGCCACAUUUUGGCUCUCCUUUAUUUCCUGGAAACCAAAUGCAGUGUCAUCUGAGUCAAGGUUCGAGUGGUGGAUAUAUGAUGCCAUAUUUUGGCACUCCUUUAUUUGCUAGAAACCAAAUGCAGGGUCAUCCAAAUCAAUUUUGGGGAAGUGGAUGUCAAGUGCCAAAUACUGACCAGCUUAGUGUUUAUGGAACACAACAACAUCAUAUAAUCAACUUCAAUCAUUUGAAUUUGCUCCAAGCUCAACAGCAUGGGCAUCAAUUUAAGGAUCAAGAUGCUGGCAAGUUCAGUUAAAAUUAAGUUCAACUUGAUCAAGAUGACAAACUUUUUGUUU
Messenger RNA from Quercus lobata, 921 nucleotides. RefSeq lists its product as uncharacterized. The record is from RefSeq and is a predicted model, not a curated record. The coding region runs from base 111 to 881 and encodes 256 amino acids. NCBI's taxonomy places the organism in Eukaryota, Viridiplantae, Streptophyta, Magnoliopsida, Fagales, Fagaceae. The transcript has 6 exons.